AUACAAAUAUCAGCUUGAUUUUUUGUAUAAAUUGAUGCAGCAAAGUGUCUUAGACAUGCAGAUACAAUCUGACUGAAUUGUCUUGAACAAGUCUACAGUCAAUAUUAUCAUCAUGAAAUUUUUAAUUGUAACUGUUUUCCUUAUUGGAACAACUGUUGCCCAAUUUGGUGCACCAGCUUAUAGAGGUGGUUUCCGUCGUCCAACAACAACACCUCAAUAUCAACAGCCACAAUAUCAACCACAACAACCCCAAUAUCAACCAGAAAAUCAAUACAGAACAAACAUUGGACCACAAAUUGCAAUUCGUAGCCAAACACAAGAUUCAUCACCAGAUGGUUCUUACAAUUAUGCAUAUGAAACUGAAAAUGGAAUUUCAGUAUCUGAAGAAGGUAGUCCAAAAGCUGCUGGACCAGAAGGACCAGCUGAAACUGUACGUGGAAGAUUCCAGUAUACAGCACCUGAUGGUACCCCAAUUAUUGUUGAAUAUUAUGCUGAUGAAACUGGCUUCCAUCCAUCUGGAGCACAUCUUCCAACACCACCACCGAUACCAGAAGCUAUUGCUCGUGCUGUUGCAUCAUUACCACCAAGCAAUGAAGGGCAAUAUGUUGAAGAACCAAUUAAUCGUAAUCAAUACAAUCAGAACCAAAAUAAUUACCGAAGAUUUUAAUUAUGAAAAUUUAUAAAAAUACUUAAUCAUUUUUAUAAAUUCAUAAGCCUAUAAGAAGAAGUUAUUAAUAUUAUUUUGUUUUUUAAAAAAAAAAAUUGUUUUUAUUAGAAAAAUGUGUAUUAUUUUUUGAUACUGUGUUUUAUAUACAUACAUAUUAAUUAUUGUAAUUAAUUUUGCUUUGUAAAUGACCUGUACAUUAAUUAAUUGAAUAUAUUUGAUUUAUUUGGAAAAUUAAAAUAACA
Molecule: messenger RNA, 909 nt
Organism: Aphidius gifuensis
Lineage: Eukaryota; Metazoa; Arthropoda; Insecta; Hymenoptera; Braconidae
Product: endocuticle structural glycoprotein SgAbd-2-like
Exons: 4
Coding region: 113-667 (184 amino acids)
Cellular component (GO): chitin-based extracellular matrix
Molecular function (GO): structural constituent of chitin-based larval cuticle
Source: RefSeq, a predicted model, not a curated record